AUGGACGAGGCUUUCAGAUAUCUGCAAGAUUCGGAGCCACGAGAAGGGAACAGUGCGCAGGCUUUCGCCUGCACAGCCAGUGAAGAUAGGCGACGCGCUACUCCAAUCCUGGAGCGGCAAAUCUCCGAAGCAUUGGACACAGGACAACUGGCAUUCUAUCUCUGUUUUCGUGGAAUUCCCAAAUGGGCUAUCACAGACAUUGGAGUUCAUGCAUAUUUUCAGCAGUACGACAACCCAGACGCUGAUGCGAGACGUGCCAUUAUUGUGCAACUGGAACGUGCGGCUGCUGAGACAGAUAUGGCCGGUACGCUGGACAUGUUUCGUCACUUCUUGGAGGGAGAUCAUCGAGAGCAGUUUUAUGAUGACAUUUACAGGUUGGUGGCACAACACGUCCGUAGCAUGCCGAGACCUAUCCCACUUGCGGACUUGCUGCAUCCCAUGCCGGCUGACAGCGACUCUGAAGUGGAGAGCUCUGCCUCUACAGUCAUGGAGAUCCAUCGGUGUCCACGUUCUCUCGCAGGCGGUCGUAGCAACUUAGACAUCAUCAAUGUCUAUCAACAUGCUUGGGACAAUCGAGCAGAUGCUGCGGAGCUGCGGCGAAUGCGUGCCAGGAUUCUUGAGAAGGUGGAUGCUUGCAUCCAGCAGGUGCCGUGGCGCAACCUUUGUGUAUGCGCGGGGGACUGGAAUGUGCAACUCGUCCCCGCGCACGGGAUGGUAGGCAACAGCACUGCUCACGCUGCGGGGCAGCGUCAAUCCGCACCGGAAAAGGAGGCCCUCACCGAUCUCAUGAUUGCAAGGCACCUGGUUGCCCUCAAUACAUGGUUUCGGGCACUGCGGCGUGAGGCCAACCGGGCGUCGAGGCAGGCUCGCAAGCAACGAUUCGAGCAUCUUCUGCAGGAGGCUGAGAAACAGGCUUCCCAAAACAAUACUCACAAGCUGUAUGCCAUUAUCAGACAACUUGCACCGAAGCAGCCUUACCGCAGGGUCAAGAUCUACGGGGUGGCAGGCGAAAUCCUGAGCAGGGAAGCUGAAGCGGAUCGGCUCCGUGAACACUUUCAGAGCAUCUUCCAAGGCAGUGCUGAGCCGUGGACUCAUGCCUGUGAUGAGCACGUCGAGCCGCCCACACUGGAGGCCGUCCAAUGGGCUCUAGAACAAACGCCACUACGGAAAGCGGUCCCGCCGCACUUCGCGCCAGGUGCGGCAUGGCGUGCAGCGGCCACUAUCCUAGCGCCGUAUGUGCACAAGACUGUCCAGACCAUCUGGAGCGGUGCGAGUGUGCCGCAGCACUGGAAGGCUGCGGAGUGUCUUGACAUCCACCAGAUGUCUGUGCUGGGGCUCGUGAACACGCAGCUCCGUCCGGUCCUUGACAAUCUUCGGAGUCGCCUGGCCCUCGCCAUUGGUACGCCAGACACUGUCAUGCAGAGCCCUGCACUGCAGGAGCAGGCCGGUGUUGCGUGCCCUGAGUGCGGUAUUUAUUUUGAUUGCGAGACGUUGCCCUUGCCUGCAGAGCACAUGACGGAACUCACCAAGGAGGGGGUCGCCUCACUCUUCGGGGCUGUAUUGCCAGCAGUGAGCAUGAACGGGGCUCUAGCGGGCCAACUGGGAGCUCAGGCGACCCAGCUUCAGGAUCGCAGGCCGCCGGCAACACCGCAGUCAGGUCGAGCACAGGGGUCACAGGAUGCUUCGAAAAAGCCGGAGAGACCAGCCAAGUUCCAGAGGCAGCAUGCAGGGAUGGACAACGGGAAGGGCAAGGGCAAACACCAAAAGGCCAAAAGGCUGCGAGAGACCUCAGGAGUUUCUUCGGCGCCAGAUCCGGAGGGCUCCCUGAUACCACUCCUUGCUCAACUCUGCCUGAGACACGAGGACUCCAUCAAGAUUCUUCAGGUGGAUCGUGCAUACACCAUGAUUUUCAAAACCAAGGGCGAGGAGACCAUGCUGGUGACCAUCAACGCUCUCUCGGUCAAGUGGAAAGAGCUUCAGGCUGCGGGGCAGACGGAGUGUUCCAAGCGCAUGGCUCUUUUCAAAGGGGUUCUCCUCGAGCUUCAGACCAGAGCAAAGGCACUCCUGGAGGUGGAGGCCAAGGUGCAGUUGCUAGUGCAGUACAAUUGGCUCACCAGGCCGGAGGGUCGGGAGCCAGCUUGGAUGCCGUUGGUAUGGAGUGUUGCACAGCAAAAGGAGAUACCCUGCCCGGAAGUCGGCCCAUUGUCACAUUCGGAUGCUAUGAAGGCCAUCGAGACACUGCUGGAGCUAGCCUCGGAGCAGAUUGUGCAGCGUUUUCAUCCCACGAGACAGCUUGCGGAGGAAUACACCGGAGAGGUCUUGGAAUUCAAACUGGAAACCAGUCUGAAAGGGGAUGCAGCGAUGAAGGUCCACGAGGCUUUGGAGCAAUUAUGCAGUUCAGCCAUUUGGAUGCUGGUGGGUGACGUGCCGGGUCAGGACAACCAAGGGGUGCCUCUGCGUGUACUCGAGAACGCAUUCGAAACUGAUGAUGGCCGCAUCCCACGCAAGCUUGAGCAAACUGAGCAUCACUUGAUUCUUACCAACAUGCUAGGUUUCCUUAACUGUUUAACCAACGUUUUCACUGGCGGCAUGCAGCUGUCCGCAGCGGUGCCAGGGUUGACACAGCACUGCAGCUUUUCUGUCAAAGCGAUUGAAUUUUGGAGGGCUUGCGCUUAUUCUGAGCAUUUGCAUUUCUGGCAUUACAUCAUGGACCAUUCACAGACGGGCAGAGAACGAGGCACAGCAGGGGCAGCAGGAGAGCCAACUCCAGCACAGAGCCUCGACAUUGCAUACCUGGUUUACAUCGUACAACUUGUGCAGUUCCCACUGUGGGCUUUGGUUGACUCGGGCAUCAGUUGCUACUUCCGUCAACAUGAGCAUUGCGCAGCAACAAGAACUGAAGUCUUCGAUCAAAUCCAGAGCGAGGUGCAAGGUCGGGAUGCAAGGCAUGUGCUUGUAGUUUUCUGUAUGCUUCUGGACGGCGAGUGUCGAACAGCCUACCUUGAAGAAGUGUAUUCCUUGCUACUGCCGGCAAUUGAUGCCGAAAUUGCACAACUUGAAGCGCGGAUGCAGCCAGAUCGUCUUGCACAGCUUGAAGUGUACCAAAGGUCGGCCGAAACUUCGGGCCCCUUCGAGGUUAUCAUUGUAUCAGAUUCAGAUGAAGCGGCCCCCGGGGCCUCUGUUGCAGAUGCCGCCUCGGAAGCUGAGAAACGAGCCUACAAGCGCGCGAUGGUUCGUGCGCAGACCCAGGGAGUCGAGAUGAGACAGGGGCGGCUACUUCACAGACAAGGCCGGGUACUUCAUACGAGAAUCCCGGCUCCGGGAGGUGCCAGCUGCCUUGAUGUUGUCAAUGUGUAUCAGCACGCUUGGGAUCAGCGAGCAGACGCUGCGGAACUUCGGCGCAAACGUGCCAGGAUCCUCGACAGGGUUGACUCUUGCCUUCAGCAGGUCCCGUGGCGUAACGUCUGUGUUUGUGCCGGUGACUGGAAUGUGCAGCUUGCUCCUUCACCCGGGAUGGUCGGCAAUAGCACGGUGCAUGUGGCAGGACAUCGCCAAUCAGCACCAGACAUGGAGGCACUCACGGACGUUAUGAUUGCUAGGCACUUGGUAGCCCUCAACACCUGGUCAGGUCCGCGCAGACAGGCGUUCACCUUCGAACACCAGGAGCAUCGCACUCAACUCGACUACAUUUUUGCCCGGCGGCAUCAGGUUACGAAUCGCAUGCGACAAUGCAAGCCUCUCCAGGCGUUCCCGGUUACUGCUUGGCGGCAGUCGGGCCUGCAUAGGCCAUUGGCCGUUGUUCUUGACUAUCGGUGGCAGCCUAAAGCCCGCACACAUGCCAGUCGGCGUGUGGACACAGAUGCUUUGGCACAAGCGGUCCAGUGGCACACGCCCCAGCUGCAUGCGUUCCAAGAUGCAGUAAGGCAACAAUUGCAAACUCAAGUGAUCACGAGCACACUGGACCUCCACCAGGUACUCUAUGAGAGCGGUGUGCAAUUCUUUCCGGCGGUGGAGGCACUUGCAAUUGGGCAAGUUGUACCGGCAACAGGCGGCUACCCACCUUUCCAGUGCAUGGCAGGCACGCAAGCAGCGCUUGAGCAUCUCCUGAUCGAAGCUGAGAGGGUGAAGAUCUAUGGCACCGAUGGUGAAAUCCUGAGUAGCCAGGAUCAAUGGGAACAUGCGUUCCAUGAAUGCACAGCCACUCCGUCUGUGGCGGAUAUUGGUGCGGCGUGGCGUGCCACCGCAGGCAUCCUAGCACCGUACGUGCAUAAGACAGUGCGUGCAGUCCAUUUGGUGCAGGAGUACGCAUACCGUUGCCCGCAACACGCUUACUUGCCGCAGAGAUCAACGGAGGGAGGCUACAUUUUGUCGCUUGACAUGUCAAUGGCUUUCGACGCUGUGCCCAGAAGUCUUGUGAGAGAUUCCUUGCUGGCUGCAGGGGUUGGGGAUCACGAAGUACACAUCAUUAUGGAAUGGCUCACCGGCUCUACAUACCACCUUCAGCAUGCACACAUCAAUCUUCGCAUAGUGACUGAGCGUGGCAUCAGGCAAGGAUGUAUUUUGUCCCCGCUGAUCUGGACAUGCUUCACUUGUUAUGUUGCCUACCAGCUGGAACCGAUCAUCCCUCUCACUGACCUUCAAAUUUAUGCCGACGAUUUUCUCUUGAGCAAAAUUUUUCACACGAAGCAGCAGUUCCUUGAUGCUUUGCAGACCGCGGUGGACAAUCUCCGGCAACGCCUGGGCCUUGCUGCGGCCACGCCAGACCUUAUCAUGCAAAAUCCGGAAAUGCUUGCACAGGCCACUUGGGCACGUGAGCAGCUGAAUGACGCAGUCACAGGGCUGCCUUUUCUUGCAGAGCUUAUGACCGAGCUCACCAAGGAGGGUGUUACAUCUCUGUUCGCGGCAGUGCUACCAGCAGUCAGCUUGCUCGAGGGCGGAACAGGAGCACAGGGAUCUCAAAACAAGAAUCCCAGACCCCCAGCGACACCCUUGACAGGGCAGGCACAGAUGCAGGGACCGAAGGACAACAAGAAGCCAGAGAGACCAGCAAAGUUCCAGAAAGGCCAGGGCAAAGGCAAGAACAAAUCAAAAAGGCAGCGCGAGACAUCAGAGGCUUCUUCGGAGCGAGCUCCAGAACAAUCGCUGAUCCCGCUGAUAGCCAAGCUAUGCUUGAGGCACGAGGACUCAAUCAACAUUCUUCAGGCGGAUCGAGCAUACACGAUGAUCUUCAAGACCACAGGCGGGGAGACCAUGCUGUCGACAGUCAACGAUCUUUCAAUGCGAUGGAAGGAACUUCAGGCUGCAGGGAAGACCGAUUGUCCCAAGCGCAUGGCUCUCUUCAAGGGCAUCCUCCUAGAACUCCUCACGCGGGCCAAAGCGGUGCUGAGCGUGGAGGAAAAGGUGCAGCUGCUCAUGCAAUACAAUUGGAUUGUCAAGCAGGACGGACGGGAGCCAGCUUGGAUGCCAUUGGUCUGGAGUGUGGCUCAGCAGAAGGAGAUCGUGUGUCCAGAUGUGGGACCGCUCCCACACUCCGAUGCGGUGAAGGCGCUCGAGACGCUGCUGGCAUUGGCCAGCGGGCAGAUCGUGCAGCGCUUCCAUCCAACGCGGCAGCUCGCGGAGGAAUACACCGGCGAGGUGCUCGAGUUCAAGCUGGAGACCUCGAUCAAAGGUCUCGAGGCGAUGAAGGUUCACGAGGCUCUGGAGACCCUGUGCAGCUCCGCGAUUUGGAUGCUGGUGGGUGCCAGACUCCGACCACAGGGGCUGAAGAGAGAUCCACUUGCGCGGAAACUUCAGGAGCUGCUCUCCGGCGGGGUCUUUGCAUGGAGCGCCGUCUUGCAACAGUGGUCACGACCCCAGCAACAACAUGAUAUAGGUGAGUUUGCCAUGCAUGCAUUGCCAAAGCUGCGGACUGGCAUGAUGCAAGGCCUUUGGUUUGCCAGAGUUAGAGCUGGGACCCCAGCAGUCCCAGAGGGCCGUGAAGUGGAUCGCGGCCCUUUGCAUCUCCCAAUCACAAUGCCAAUUCCAGAGGAUGCGUGCACCAUACAACAGUGCGUUGAGGCUUGGUGCCAGCAGGAUGAUGCUCAUGCUUUGGGGUUUGCCUCGCCCUUAAUCCUUGUGCAGCUCGGUCGCUUCCGACAGCGAUCACACCGACAUGUGAGCAAAUUCGAAGGGAUUGUUGAGCUUGAUGGGAUCAUUAGCAUACCGGUUUUUGCCAAUGACAAUAAUCUGGACUUGAAUCACUGUCAAUAUCGUGUCAUUGCGGGGGCUUUCCACAUUGGAAACACCCCAGCCUCAGGUCAUUAUCGAGGUCUCCUUUGUGAGGCUUGUGAUGUGCCGGGUCCGGUAAACCCAGGGGUGCCUCUGCGCGCACUCGAGAAUGCUUUUGAGACCGAUGAUGGUCGUAUCCCACGCAAGCUUGAUAGCGCCGAACAUUCGCUUAUAUCCUCAAAAACACGUAUCUUGUCUGGUUGCUCAAACAAUGUUGAGCACACUCCUUGA
Messenger RNA from Symbiodinium sp. CCMP2592, 6498 nucleotides. Lineage: Eukaryota; Dinophyceae; Suessiales; Symbiodiniaceae. The record is from the annotation of a GenBank genome assembly.